This is a messenger RNA of Lathyrus sativus (Indian pea), 1530 nucleotides long. Lineage: Eukaryota; Viridiplantae; Streptophyta; Magnoliopsida; Fabales; Fabaceae. The record is from the annotation of a GenBank genome assembly.
AUGUACAGGAACAUUUUUUCGCGCCUUAGAACCAUCAAGGCUCGUUCGUGCAAUAGGGUUCCUGGAACUACCAGAUUUGCAAGUUCAAGUUCUGUUGCGGCAAAACAAUCUUCUUCUGGUUUAGGUGGAAUAUUCGGAUGGCUCACCGGAUCGUCCACUUCUGUGCCACCUCUCGAUUUCCCACUUCCCGGUGUUGCACUUCCUUCUCCUUUGCCUGAUCAUGUUACUCCCGGGAAAACGAUUAUUACUACACUCCCGAAUGGAGCUAAAGUCGCCUCUGAAACAUCACUGUCUCCUGCUGCCUCGAUAGGUUUAUAUGUGGAUUCUGGUUCAAUCUAUGAGACCCCUUUAACUUUUGGGGCUACACAUCUGCUUGAACGGAUGGCUUUUAAGAGCACGGUAAACAGGAGUCACUUUCGAGUGGUCCGUGAAGUGGAGGCAAUUGGUGGCAAUGUGCAGGCUUCGGCUUCUAGAGAGCAAAUGGGUUACACUUUUGAUGCUUUGAAGACUUAUGUUCCUGAAAUGGUGGAGUUGCUGGUUGAUAUUGUGAGGAACCCCGCGUUUCUUGAUUGGGAGGUCAAUGAGCAGCUUCUGAAAGUGAAGGCUGAGAUUGGCGAAGCUUCCAAAAACCCUCAAGACUUGCUAUUGGAAGCAAUUCAUUCUGCUGGUUUUUCUGGUGCCUUGGCUAAUCCUCUUUUAGCUUCAGAAUCAGCAGUAAGUAGACUAAAUGGUGCACUUCUGGAAGAAUUUGUUGCUGAAAAUUAUACCGCACCUCGAAUAGUACUUGCAGCUUCUGGUGUUGAGCAUGAGGAAUUGUUAUCCGUUGCUGAACCUCUUUUGUCCGAUUUACCCAGUGUCCCACGUCCACAGGAGCCAAAAUCAGUAUACACUGGUGGUGAUUAUCGUUGUCAAACUGAAACAGGGAGGACUCAUUUUGCUCUUGCGUUUGAACUUCCCGGCGGCUGGCAUAAUUUGAAGGAUGCUAUGGUUUUGACUGUUCUUCAGAUGCUAUUGGGAGGCGGUGGAUCAUUCUCAGCUGGUGGGCCUGGUAAAGGGAUGUAUUCACGGCUAUAUCUCCGUGUUCUGAAUGAGUAUCCACAAGUUCAUUCAAUUUCAGCCUUCAACAAUAUUUACAAUAACACUGGCAUUUUUGGUAUCCAAGUCACAACAGGUUCAGAUUUUGUGUCAAAAGCCAUUGAUAUUGCAGCUAAUGAGAUUCUUGCAGUUGCUACUUCUGGACAAGUCGACCAGGUACAGCUGGACCGUGCCAAACAAGCUACAAAAUCUGCAAUUUUAAUGAAUUUGGAAUCACGAAUGGUUGUUUCAGAAGAUAUUGGAAGACAAGUUUUGACAUAUGGUGAUAGGAAACCUGUGGAGGAUUUUUUGAAAGCAGUGGAUGAAGUAAAUUUGAAGGACAUUGCUUCAAUUUCUCAAAAGCUCAUCUCUUCCCCUCUCACAAUGGCAUCAUAUGGAGAUGUUUUAUAUGUUCCAAGCUAUGAAUCAGUGAGCAGGAGGUUCCGUUCAAAAUGA